AUGCGAACAAAACAUCUCAAUUUAAAGUUUAAAUUACCGACAAUAUUUGUUUCCUACAUUUUCUCGAAGCUUUUAUCAAAUGUUUUGAAAAUUGAAGAAAAUCAAUACCACUUGAAUCACUUCAGGCAACAAUUAGAUAAUCUGAUAGUGCUUGCUUAUGCAUCCUUCACAUGUUCACAACUUACAUACAUGUUCACUAAAGCGAACAUUAAUGUUGACAAAUUUGCGAAGUCAUAA
Clunio marinus is the source of this 237-nucleotide messenger RNA. Lineage: Eukaryota; Metazoa; Arthropoda; Insecta; Diptera; Chironomidae. The record is from the annotation of a GenBank genome assembly.